Molecule: messenger RNA, 6928 nt
Organism: Andrographis paniculata
Lineage: Eukaryota; Viridiplantae; Streptophyta; Magnoliopsida; Lamiales; Acanthaceae
Product: protein CELLULOSE SYNTHASE INTERACTIVE 3
Exons: 8
Coding region: 593-6928 (2111 amino acids)
Biological process (GO): regulation of cellulose biosynthetic process; anisotropic cell growth
Cellular component (GO): cellulose synthase complex
Molecular function (GO): microtubule binding
Source: RefSeq, a predicted model, not a curated record
AGGAAAAGAACCAAACCGGAAUGGGCGAAGAAGGCUCUGUCCCCUCUCCGUCGCUUCUCGCGCCCGCGCCCUGCUUCCAUUGAUGAUUUUUCUUCGGCGCAGUCAACAUCUCGAGUUUAUUUGACGAUUGCGAGUAAAAUAUGUAUAUAAUGCUGACCUGAUUCGAUCUCCCUGUCGUUGGCUUGGUCGAUGCUUUUAUCGUAGAUCUCAUAAUUAAUUCCUAACUUUGCAUUAUUGUAAUGGUAAUGUGGAUUAAUUAUGAACACAUAUAUUGCAUGUGUAUGCUCUUCUUCGUAUAGCUUCUGCUUGUGCGCCUGGCGACGGUGGUUUGGGGCUGAGGAAGAAGUUGUUUGUUCUUCUGUGUGUAGCGGCGCUUUGGCUGCAAUAUUGGCCUCAAUCGCUGUACAAAUUUGUGCACAAUGAUGAUUGUAUGCUAAUACAAUGUUUUGUAGGGAAUCGAGAUAGCAAAAUUUUGGAGAGUGAGAGACGCUGAAUCUGGAGAUCUAAAGGAGGCGUUAAGUGUGGCUGCCUUUGCCAACUUUGGGGCUCAGGGGAAUAAGAGUUUCAUUGUAGAGGUGGGGUGGUCUUGCAAAUGUCGAAGUUAUUCCAAAAGGCUGCGAAUCUAACUCUGAAACGCAAGGAAUCAAAUGGAAAUGCUGCAACAGAGGAUCUUGAGAAGGCAUUAUCACGAGUUGCUAAGCUGUUCGAGCAACUACAUUCCAGUGCUUCUUCACCCCAAGAAAGAGAACUCACCACGGCUUGUUUGCUUGGUGUAGCUAAAUCAAGAAAAGAAGCAAGGGACUUCAUUGUUUCCCAUGGUCAAGCAAUGCCAUUAUUAGUAUCCAUUCUAAGAAAUGGUACCCAACUGGCCAAAAUAAAUGUUGCUGAAAUCUUAAGAGUCCUAUGUAAAGACAAGGAUUUGAGGGUAAAAGUGCUUCUGGGUGGAUGCAUUCCACCAUUACUCUCACUUUUGAAAUAUGAUUCAAUUGAAGCUAGGAAGGCAGCUGCAGAGGCAAUAUAUGAACUAUCAUCCAAUGGACUUUCAGAAGAUCUCACAGGCAUGAAGAUAUUUGUUACUGAGGGGGUGGUGCCAUCCUUGUGGGAGCAAUUAUAUAUGAAGAAGGAGCGGGACAAAGUGGUAGAAGGGUUUAUCACAGGGGCAUUAAAAAAUCUUUGUGGUGAUAAAGAUGGAUAUUGGAAAACAACACUUGAUGCUGAUGGGGUGAACACUAUUGUUAGCCUUCUAUCUUGUAAAAAUCCUACCACUCAAGCCAAUGCUGCUUCUCUCCUAGCACGCCUGACUUUGAGUUUUACAGAGAGCAUACAAAAGAUUAUUGAUGCUGGGGCAAUCAAAAUUUUGCUUGGGCUCUUAGGUCCGAAGACAAAUAUCUUUGUGAGGGCCAGUUCUGCUGAAGCAUUAGAAGCCCUUACUAAAAAAUCGUCGAUAGCCAAGCAAGUUAUUGUUGAUUCCCAGGGCACAACAGUGCUUAUUGGGGCCAUAAUUGCGCCUUCUAAGGAAGGGAUGCAAGGAGAGGGUGGGCAGGCUCUUCAGCAGCAUUCUACACAAUCUUUAGCAAAUAUAUGUGGUGGAAUGUCUGAACUCAUGCUUUAUCUUGGAGAACUUGCCCAGUCACCUAGGUUAGCGGCUCCAGUUGCUGAUAUAAUUGGAGCACUAGCUUAUACCUUAAUGGUCUAUAAACAGAGUGGAAAUGGAGAGAGGUUUGACUCAACAAAAGUCGAAAGCAUUUUAGUCAUGCUCUUAAAGCCAAGAGAUAAUAAGUUGGUACAGGAGCGCAUCCUUGAGGCCAUGGCUAGCCUAUAUGGAAAUCCUUAUCUUUCAGUCACAAUCAAUCAAUCUGCAGCUAAAAGAGUUCUUGUUGGGCUUGUGACAAUGGCUGCUGGUGAUUCUCAAGAAUAUUUGAUCCUGUCUCUGAUUGAGUUAUGCGCUAACAAAGUAAGUGUUUGGGAGGCCCUGGGAAAGAGGGACGGAAUUCAGAUACUAAUAUCAUCUCUGGGGUUAUCCAGCGAACAGCACCAGGAGUAUGCAGCUGAGAUGCUUGCUAUCCUGACUGAACAAGUAGAUGACAGUAGAUGGGCGAUCACUGCAGCUGGUGGAAUUCCUCCACUAGUUCAAUUAAUUGAAGUUGGAUCCUUGAAGGCGAAGGAAAGUGCAGCUUAUAUCUUGUUGAAUUUGGGUUCUCACAAUGAAGAUAUCCGUGAUUGUAUUGAAAGGUCUGGAGCCAUCCCAGCACUUCUAUGGCUCCUAAGAAAUGGUGGACCAAAAGGGCAGGAAGCUUCUGCAAAUGCUCUUAUAGAACUUAUCAGGCUUGGUGAUUCUGCUACCAUUAACCAAUUGUUAGAUAUCCUUGUUGGUGACACUUCAAGUUCCAAGGCGUCUGUCAUCAAAGUUUUGGGUCAUGUGCUUUCCACAGCCUCUCAUGCUGACCUUGUGAAUAAGAAUGCUACUGCUAAUAUGGGCUUGAGGUCGCUUGUCCAGGUUCUCAAUUCAUCAGAUGAGGAGGCUCAAGGGCAUGCAGCUUCAAUUUUGGCUGACUUAUUCAGCAAGAGGAAAGAUAUUUGUGAUAGUCUAGCCACAGAUGAAGUCAUCAAUCCCUGUAUGAAACUUUUGACUAGCAAAUCUCACGGCAUUGCAACUCAGUCAGCUCGGGCUUUGGGGGCUUUGUCUCCUUAUAUUGCUGAUAGAGAUGUCCAACCUUUGAUCAAAUUAGCAAGAACAUCAUCCAUUCAAUCUGCAGAAACAGCAAUGGCUGCAGUAGCUAAUUUGUUGUUAAAUCCUCAUGUAGCUGGCGAAGCACUUGCAGAGGAUGUUGUUUCUGCUAUAACAAGACUUUUGGGAGAAGGAUCGCCAGAAGGUAAGAGGAGUGCUUCCCGAGCACUAUGCCAAUUAUUGAAGCAUUUUCAAGUAGGUGAUGUCCUCGGUGGGUACACCCAAUGUCGAUCUGUUGUUCUUGCACUUGUUGAAUCCUUAAAGGAAAUGGAUUUGGAUACCAGCGAUGCUGCUGAUGCUUUAGAAGUUGUCGCACUAUUAUCAUGCGCAAAGCAGGACAGGAAAUCUACUUACGCACCAUGGUCUGCCCUUUCCAACGUUUUCUCAAGUUUACAAACACUUGUAAAUUGCCUCUGUAGAGGUUCUAUAUCUGUACAGGACAAAGUGAUAGGGAUUCUCUCUAGACUUACUGGGGAUCAACCAGCUGUACUAGGUGAUUUAUUGGUCUCAAAUACUAGAUCAAUAAGUGUCCUGGCUAGUAGGAUUAUUAGAUCUAGUAGCCUGGAAGUGAGGGUUGGAGGAGCAGCAUUGCUAAUUUGUGCUACCAAGGAAAACAAAGUUCAAUCCAUGGAUGCACUUGAGGCAUCUGGAUAUAUGAAUCCUCUUAUCCGAGGAUUAGCUAAUAUGACUAAGCAAAGUUCCUCUCUUGAAAUCAAAAUUAGGUCCCCUAGCAGUUUGAGAGAGAGAAAAGCUUUUCAGGAUGGAGGUUGUUUUGAUGUACCUGAUCCUGCUACUGUAUUUGGAAGCACUGUUUCGUUAUGGUUGCUAUGUAUACUUUCUUCAUUUCAUCCCACAAGCAAAAUCACCAUGAUGGAAGUUGGAGUGCUGGAAGCCCUAUCAGAUAAGCUCUCAAGUCAUGCUAACAGUAAUCUGGCUGCAUUUGAGGACACAGAAGGAGUCUGGAUCAGCACAGCUUUGGCAGCUUCACUUUUCCAGGAUCCUAAUGUUGCAUCUUCUCAUAUGACCAUGGAGAUUAUACCCUCACUUUCUGUCUUGUUGAAAUCAGAUGAAUUGAUUGUCAGAUAUUUUGCGGCUCAGGCGAUGGCUAGCCUUGUCUGCCAUGACAUUAAGGGAAUAAACCUUGCCAUGGUAAACUCAGGUGCUGUACCUGGGUUAACUGCCCUGAUUGGAUUCCUAGAAUCUGAUAGGGAAAAUUUGAUAGCCUUAUCUCAAGACUUCUCCUUGGCGAGGAAUCCCGAAGUGGUAGUUUUGGAAAAAUUAUUCCAAGUCGAUGACAUCAAAUUUGGUUCUAUUGCUUGGAAGGCAAUUCCUUUGCUUGUUGAUUUGCUAAAGCCCAUUCCAGAACGACCUGAAGCUCCCCCAAUAGCUGUUCGCCUCUUGACUCAGAUUGCUGAUGGAAAUGACAUAAAUAAACAAAUCAUGGCUGAAGCUGGAGCUCUGGAUGCUCUGACUAAAUAUUUAUCAUUGAGUCCAGCAGACUUGACGGAGGCCACGAUAUCUGAGUUACUUAGAAUAUUGUUUAGCAAUCCAGAUCUAGUUCAUUAUGAUGCAGCAAUUAGUUGCAUGAGUCAACUGAUUGCUAUUCUUCGUUUGGGAUCUAGAAGUGCAAGGCUAAGUGCUGCAAGAGCCCUAAGUGAACUAUUUGAUGCUGAUCAUAUCAGGAAUGUUGAAUCAUCUUCACAGGCAAUUCAACCCUUGGCUGAUAUGCUUGAUUCUACCACAGAAUGUGAACAAAAGGUUGCUUUGGGUGCACUGCUUAAACUGACUUCAGAUAAUAAAUCAAAGGCUGCAAUGCUAGCUGAAGUAGAAGGAAAUCUUCUUCACAAUCUUUCUAAGAUUCUGACAUCUUCUAUGAACUUGCAACUAAAGGGAGAUGCUGCAGAGUUGUGCUAUGUUCUUUUUGAUGACCCAAAAGCCCGAGAAACGCAAGUUGCCUCUGAAUGCACUGAACCCCUGAUCUUGUUGAUGCAGUCUGGUGAAGAAACUGCUGUGGAAUCUGCUGUCUGUGCUUUUGAGAGACUAUUAGACAAUGAACAAAUGGAUGUCACAUCGGCUCAUGAUGUGGUUGGCAUUCUUGUAGGUCUGGUUUCUGGAUCAAAUCAUCGGCUUAUUGAAGCAAGCAUAUGUGCACUCAUCAAAUUGGGGAAGGACAGAACUCCUCGCAAGUUGGAUAUGGUCAAUGCUGGAAUUAUUGAUAAUUGUCUAGAGUUACUCCCUAUGGCUCCCAAUUCAUUGUGUGCCAUGAUUGCCGAACUCUUCCGCAUCUUGACAAAUAGCAGUGUGAUUUCAAAAGGCCCAGCUGCUGUGAAAAUAGUAGAGCCAUUGUUUUCAGUACUCCUCAGGACAGAUUUUGGACUGUGGGGGCAGCACAGUUCCCUGCAAGCACUUGUUAACAUUCUGGAGAAGCCUCAAAGUCUCUCAGCUAUGAAACUCACUCCUAGUGAAGUCAUUGAACCUCUAAUCUCAUUUUUGGAGUCCCCAUCGCAAGCUAUCCAACAGCUAGGUACGGAGUUGUUGUCUCACCUGCUUGCUUUGGAACAUUAUAAGCAAGAUAUAACCACAAAAGGUGCGGUUGUUCCUCUCGUUCAGCUUGCAGGAAUUGGCAUAUUGAAUUUGCAGCAAACUGCAAUAAAGGCCCUGGAAAACGUCUCCUUAAGUUGGCCUAAGGCGGUUUCUGAUGCUGGUGGUAUUUUUGAGCUCUCCAAGGUUAUUAUCCAAGAAGAUCCUCUACCGCCCGAGGCUUUAUGGGAAUCUGCAGCCUUAGUUCUCACAAAUAUCCUGCAAUCUGAUGCUGACUACUAUCUAAACAUUCCAGCUGUGGCUCUUGUUAAAAUGUUGCAUUCGUCCCAUGAGGGCACCGUUAAGGUUGCUCUUAAUGCUCUCUUGGUUCAAGAAAACACUGAGGGUUCGAGUGCUGAAUUGAUGGUUGAGGCUGGUGCUGUGGAUGCUUUGUUAGAUUUAAUGAGGUCUCACCACUGUGAAGAGGGAUCAGGUAGACUACUGGAAGCUUUAUUCAACAAUAGACGAGUACGGGAAAUGAAAGCUUCUAAAUAUGCUAUUGCACCUCUUGCUCAGUAUUUGCUAGACCCGCAAACAAAAUCCGAAACCGGGAGGUUUCUUGCUGCACUUGCACUGGGUGAUCUCUCUCAACACGAGGGCCUCGCCAGAGCUACUGAUGCUAUUUUUGCCUGCCAGGCACUGAUAAACCUGCUGGAGGAUCAGCCUACGGAGGAAAUGCAAAUGGUGGCAGUCUGCGCGUUACAGAACUUUGUCACACGCAGCAGAACCAAUCGAAGAGCUGUUGCUGAAGCAGGUGGAAUAUUGGUGAUUCAAGAACUGCUGCUGUCCCCAAGUCCAGAUAUCGUUACACAGGCUGCACUGCUCAUCAAACUUCUAUUUUCAAGUCACACCCUUCAAGAAUAUGUUUCAAAUGAGCUGAUCAGAUCAUUGACAGCUGCUCUAGAGAGAGAAUUGCUGUCCAUGUCCAGCGUCAACGAAGAGGUUUUGAGGACAUUACAUGUCAUUUUUACCAAUUUUCACAAGCUUCAUAUUUCCGAAGCAACGACACUGUGUAUUCCCCAUUUGGUUGCAGCACUGAAGUCUGGGAGCGAAGCCGCUCAGGAUUCAGUGCUGACCACCUUGGGUUUGCUGAGAAAUUCAUGGUCAAUGAUGCCACUUGAUGUGUCGAAAUCCCAAUCCAUGGUCGCAGCUGAAGCCAUCCCUCCUCUGCAAAUGCUUUUGAAAUGUUGCCCUCCAACUUUCCCGGAAAGGAUAAAAGGCCUGUUGUAUUCUUUACCAGGCUGUCUAACGGUCACCGUAGUGCGAGCAUGUAACCUGAGGCAGCUCAUGGGCGGAACCAAUGCUUUUUGUCGAUUGACGAUUGGAAAUGGCCCUCCUAGGCGAACUAAGGUCAUUAACCAUAGCACCUCACCGGAAUGGAAAGAAUCGUUUACAUGGGCUUUCGACGUACCACCCAAGGGCCAAAAGCUACACAUUGUGUGCAGAGGCAGAAGUACUUUCGGAAAGACUACCCUUGGAAGAGUCACAGUUCAGAUCGGCAGAGUCGUGACUGAAGGGACACACGCUGGUGUUUUCAACAUCAGUCAUCGCACAAGCAAGGAUGGCAAUCCGCGAACUCUUGAAAUCGAGAUAGCUUGGUCCAAUAUGUCAUCUGAGUGA